UUUCACUUUCACCAACCUCUGAAUUUGGCAACGAAGCUGAAUUUUACAACCAAGUCUCUUCUCUGUGUGAACUUGUUGCUGCCAAAUUACUUUUGACCAGUUAUCAAAUCCUAGGCUUGGAUCAUUUUUUUACAAUCUUGUCCUGACGCACCAGAGAAACCAGGAAACAUCUGUUCCUCCCGGAAGAGACGCAGGCUGAAAACCAGACGAUCACAUUCACCUUCCAAACCAAACUGAACCAAACCAGACCAAACGUCCUGAGUGAGUCCAGCUACAGGAGAGAAGAGUGAAGCUACAACCUGCCGACGCUCCACACACUGACCCUUCACCUGGAGACUCAAUGGCUUCAAGAUUAGUAGAGGAUCUCUGCUGUCCCGUCUGCAAAGAUGUCUUCAGAGAUCCUGUUCUUCUGUCAUGUAGCCACAGCUUCUGUAGAGACUGUGUGAAGAGCUGGUGGAGAGAGAAAGAAGUAAAAGAGUGUCCACUUUGUAAGAGAAGAUCUUCAAGGUCAGAACCACCUGGUAACCUGGUGUUGAAGAACCUGUGUGAGAGCUUCUUACAGGAGAGAGAUCAGAGCUCUUCACCUGCUCUCUGCAGUCUGCACUCAGAGAAACACACCGGCCACAGAUUCAGACCCAUCGAUGAAGCUGCACAACAACACAAGAAGCAGCUUCAGGAAACUCUGGAGCCCUUGAAGAAGAAGUUAAAGUGUUUUAAACGUGUUAAAGUAAAGUUUGAACAAACAGCAGAACACAUUAAGGUCCAGGCCCGAUGCACAGAGACGCAGAUCAAGAAUCAGUUUAAAAAGCUUCAUCAGUUUCUGGAGGAGGAGGAGGAGGCCAGGAUGGCUGCACUGAGGGAGGAAGAGGAGCAGAAGAGUUGGAUGAUGAAGGAGAAGAUUGAGUCUCUGAGCAGAGACAUAAAAGUUCUUUCAGACACAAUCAGAACCACAGAGGACGAGCUGAGAGCUGAAGACGUCUCGUUCCUGCUCAACUACAAGGCUGCAGUGGAACGAGUCCAGCAGCGCCCCCUGCUGGAUGAUCCACAGCUGGCCUCAGGAGCUCUGAUAGACAAGGCCAAACAUCUGGGCAACCUGAGCUUCAACAUCUGGAACAAGAUGAAGGACCUGGUCUCCUACAGUCCUGUGGUUCUGGACCCAAACUCUGCUCAUCCAGACCUCGUCCUGUCUGAAGAUCUGACCAGUUUGAGACGAGGAGAGGAACAGAAGCUUCCUGACAAUCCAGAGAGGUUUGAUCGAUACACCUCAGUCCUGGGAUCUGAGGGUUUUAACUCAGGGACUCACAGCUGGGACGUUCUGGUUGGAGACAGUACACACUGGGCACUGGGUGUAAGAGCAGAGCCUGUCCAGAAAAAGGGAGACGAUCUGUCUGGAUUAUGGGAAACAGAGUUUUAUAACGGUCACUACUUAGCGGAAUCACCAUCAGGUUCAUCUGUUCUCUAUAUGCAGAAGGUCCAGAGGAUCAGAGUGAAACUGGACUGGAACAGAGGAGAACUGUCGUUCUCUGAUCUUGAUACUAACAAACACAUUCACACCUUUAGACACACUUUCACUCAGAAGAUGUUUCCACACUUUAACACAAUAGAUGAUGAUCAUCACCCAGUGAAGCUCUUACCUGUGAAAGUCUCUGUGACGCUGGAUCAGAGCCGUUACAGAUAAAGAUUUUAUUCAUCAUGUUUAUUUCUUCAAGAGAAAUCUGCUGAAUUUAAAUAUUAAACUUGUUAAUUCUAAAGCUUUGUUUAUUUCUCCUUUGACUUCUCACUCAUUUUUAUUUAUUUAAAAAAAAAAAACAUUAUUUUCUGAUCUUUAUCUUCAGUUUGUUUUUUACUUUCAUGGAAAAUGUUUUCUAUCAUUGAGAUUUUGUGUGGAUCCAUGAAGUCGAGCAAACUGAUGAAGAUCCACAAAAAAACACAUUUAUCAAUAACAGCUGAUCAUUGUUCACAUUCAACAAACAUGAUUCAUGUUUAAUCACAUAAAGUCUGUUCACAUGUGAAAUAAUCCAACAUAUAUGAUGAUUUGUCAGUUUGAUGUGAUGAAGCCAAAAUGAUUCAGUCUGUCAAAGUGUUUAUUCAUCACCAGCCUAUUGAUGGGAUUUUAAUACUGUGACCAAAAUAAUAAAAACUAUGAAA
Messenger RNA from Platichthys flesus (European flounder), 2148 nucleotides. RefSeq names its product E3 ubiquitin-protein ligase TRIM35-like. The record is from RefSeq and is a predicted model, not a curated record. Bases 341 to 1678 code for a protein of 445 amino acids. NCBI's taxonomy places the organism in Eukaryota, Metazoa, Chordata, Actinopteri, Pleuronectiformes, Pleuronectidae. The transcript has 2 exons. Gene Ontology annotation, molecular function: protein binding.